Messenger RNA from Nothoprocta perdicaria, 1014 nucleotides. RefSeq names its product 1-phosphatidylinositol phosphodiesterase-like. Lineage: Eukaryota; Metazoa; Chordata; Aves; Tinamiformes; Tinamidae. The record is from RefSeq and is a predicted model, not a curated record. Gene Ontology annotation, biological process: lipid metabolic process. Bases 1 to 1014 code for a protein of 337 amino acids. The transcript has a single exon. Gene Ontology annotation, molecular function: phosphoric diester hydrolase activity.
AUGCCCACGGGGCUGUUCCCGCACCGCAGCUGUGCCAUGGAGGAGGCGGUCGCCGCCGCCUUCGACUGCUCGCCCCGUCCCGCCGCCUGCCGCCCCGACUGGAUGUCGGCACUGCCUGACGCCCUGCCGCUCUCCCGCCUCUCCGUGCCCGGCACCCACGACUCCCUGAGCCUGUUCGGCAGCCGGCGCCUGCGCUGCCAGAGCUGGGGGCUGGAGGCGCAGCUGGCGGCCGGCGUGCGCUUCCUGGACGUGCGCUGCAAGCUGGAGCGGGGCCAGCUCCUCGUCUACCACCUGUGCGCCUUCCAGCGCGCCAGCCUGGCGGGAGUGCUGCGGCGCACGCUGCGCUUCCUGCGCGCGCACCCCGCCGAGGCCGUGCUCRUGCGCAUCAAGGAGGAGGCGCCGCUGCCGGCGCGCGCCGGCUUCGCCGCCCGCCUCCGCCGCCACCUGGCCGAGGAGGGCGAGGGGCGCGUGUGGUGCCGCGAGGAGGUGCCCACGCUGGGCCAGGUGAGGGGCAAGAUCGUGGUGCUGGAGGAGCUGCGGCACCACGUGCUGGGCAUCCCCUACCAGCGGCUGAGCGUCGGCGACGCCUGGAACGUGCUCUCGCUGGCGCGGAAGUGGGCGCAGGUGCGAGAGCACCUGGAGGCGGCGGCCGGCGGGCAGCCCGGCACGCUGCACCUCACCUUCUGCUCGGGCAACGGCCUCUUCACGUGCCCCGCGGCCGUGGCGCGCUUCGUGAACCCCCGCUGCCACGCGCACCUGCAGCGCCGCGCGGGGCGGCCCGCGCGCUGGGGCGUCGUCAUCAUGGACUUCCCCGGCGCCGACCUCAUCCGCCUCAUCGUGGAGAGCAACGCGGUGCCGGCCGCCAUCCCGCGGCCCCCCGCGGCGCCCGCGGUCCCCCACGCGGAGCGGGCAUCCCUGCACGGGACCCCUUGUCCCCAUGGGAGGAUGUCCCCGGAGCGCCGGCGCGCUCCUGGCUCCCGUGUGGCAGGAAGGUUUCGCGUGCCCGCAGCGUGA